This is a messenger RNA of Protobothrops mucrosquamatus (brown spotted pit viper), 722 nucleotides long. RefSeq names its product ras-related protein Rab-34-like. The transcript has 8 exons. The coding region runs from base 39 to 665 and encodes 208 amino acids. The record is from RefSeq and is a predicted model, not a curated record. Gene Ontology annotation, biological process: endocytosis; phagosome-lysosome fusion. NCBI's taxonomy places the organism in Eukaryota, Metazoa, Chordata, Lepidosauria, Squamata, Viperidae. Gene Ontology annotation, molecular function: GTP binding; GTPase activity.
GGAGAUCUGCGAAGACCCCUCCAUCUGGGACCUCUGCAAUGAACAUCCUGGCCCCCGUGAGGAGGGACCGGGUCAUUGGUGAGCUGCCCCAAUGUUUCACCAAGGAGGCCGCUCUCCACAGCAGGACCUCCUUCCAUCCCAAAGUGGUGGGCACGUGCCAGGCUCAACGGACGGGCACCGUGGGGUUUUGCAAAGACACCUUUGACAAGAAUUACAAGGCCACCAUCGGGGUGGACUUUGAGAUGGAACGGUUCGAGGUUCUGGGGGUCCCCUUCAGCCUCCAGCUGUGGGACACGGCUGGCCAGGAACGCUUCAAGUGCAUCGCCUCCACUUACUAUCGGGGAGCACAAGCCAUCAUUAUCGUCUUCGAUUUGAAUGACGUGGCAUCGCUGGACCACACCAGGCAGUGGCUGGUCGAUGCCCUGAAGGAGAACGACCCCUCCGGAGUCCUGCUCUUCCUGGUGGGCACCAAGAAGGACCUCAGCGUGAGCGAGAACAUCCGGGAGUUUUUCUUCCGUCUGGCCGCGCUCACCUUCGAACGGAGCGUGCUGGCCGAGCUGGAGAAGAGCAACGCGCGCCGGAUUGGGGACGUCGUGCGCAUUCAUGGGGACGAGCGAGACCUGUACAUGACGGAGAAGAAGAAACGGACCAAAUGCUGCGCGUGACGGAGCGCCCCUGAACAGCCCCCCUCUCCCGCAUUUGCACUGGACUCUUUUCUAGAC